UCCGGGCGCACAGUCCGCUUCAGAGCGACGGGGAGAAACGAGAGCACAAUAGAAUAGUUUGCCUUUACAUGAAGCUAUUUUGCUGCUGUUCGCUGUCUGGAGUUUGAAAUAGGACUAUACGACGCGUGCACGUCCACGGACCGACUAGUCUUAUGUUAUUUUAAUGCUACCGAUAGAGGUUUCGGAAGGAGUGUGUUUCACCUCAAGCGAACACGACGAAGGAAGGAGGGCCGGGAUGAAAACAGAGGAGACCCAAUCAUGUCUUCAGCAGCCUCCAGCCUCCACGCCAUUCGGUUCAGAACACAGGGGCGGAGGGGGCGAGGUGUGUGCGGGGUGUGAGUCGCCCAUUGCCGACCGCUUCCUGCUGCGUGUCAACGAGCGCUCGUGGCACGAGACCUGCGUCAAGUGUGCGGUGUGUCUGAGCGCACUCAGUGGGACGUGCUACUGCAGAGACCGUCUGCUCUAUUGCAAGCAUGACUACGAAAAGCUGUUUGUCAGGAAGUGCAGUGCGUGCCUGCAGGUGAUUGGCCGCUCAGAGCUGAUCAUGCGUGUGCUGGGGCAGGUGUACCACCUGGGCUGUUUCAGCUGCUGUGAGUGUGAGCGCCGGCUGCAGCGCGGAGACGAGUUUGUCCUGAAGGAGGGCCAGUUGCUCUGCAGAGGUGACUACGAGAAGGAGAGAGAGAUGCUGGCUGCCAUCAGCCCCACACCCACUGAGUCAGUGAAGAGUGAGGAUGAGGAUGGUGGGGGCGGUUCUGUAGGGGGGAAGGGCGGCGAAGGGAAGGACCACAAACGGUCAAAGCGACCACGCACCAUCUUGACCACACAGCAGCGCAGAGCUUUCAAGGCCUCCUUCGAGGUGUCCUCCAAACCUUGCAGAAAGGUGAGAGAGACACUGGCAGCUGAGACCGGGUUGACGGUUCGAGUCGUGCAGGUGUGGUUCCAAAACCAGAGAGCAAAGAUGAAGAAGAUAGCUCGCAGGCAGCAGCAACAGCAGCAGCAGCAGGAGCAGGAGCAGCUGGGAGGGUCCAGGAGAGGGCCGAGCAGGGGGAGCCGACAGAGCAACGAUGACAGUGAGGACGGUUCUAGUGGUCAUGGAUUGGACGGUCUGUUGGCGUACCCUUCGUUGCCACGACAGCAGCUACUGGCUCUGGACCCCAACAUCUACGGAGGAGAGCCGUUCCGCCAUGGCCUCACACCUCCUCAGCUGGGCUCUGAACAUCUUCACUCCUACGAUUCAGAGACUGUGUUCCACGAUCUGGACAGCGACGGGAGCCUCAGUCACCUCGGCGACUGUCUUCUGGCAGCGGCGGACGGUGGGCUCCUGGCGGGGCGGGUGGGAAACCCCAUCGACCGCCUCUACUCCAUGCAGAACUCCUACUUCACAUCCUGACCCCUGACUCACUCCACCAAUCACCACUCAGAGAAGCAGCUAAUGGCCGGUUAUCCUACUAGGCCCACAAGGUCAUCACACCAACCAUGCUUGAGCUGGGUCCAUAUCCAUAUCUGACCAGGCUUAUUGUACAUUACCAAGUAAAAGCAUAAUAGGAAACACCUGGGUCAUGUUCAGUAGGGCGGAAACGUUAGGAGUGAAACGGGGAGUACUACCUUAACUUGUCCACUAAGAACACGUUUUUCCAUACCAAACACGACCCAGGUAGCCAUUUAAGAUCUUAAUUAUGACUUAGGCCGUGUCCGAAAUCUGGCUUGCCCAUUACUUACUUAAACUGCAUACUGUGUACUAAUCGUAUUACAUACUAUUUAGAACGUUCGGUUUAGUGCAAACGUAUGCAGUAAGCAACAAACAUCAAAAUACUACUCAUCCAUACUGAGAAGGCGUCAUCGAAUGCGCCGUUCGCUCUUGUUCCCCGCCAUUCUUACAUUUUUGCAGAGAGCAUUGGUCCGUUGCUCCAGGCAAGCUUAAAUCAAGGGCAGCUAAAGUAUUUCAAAGAAAAGAAAUACUAUUUGAACCCAGGUCUGUCAGGUCUGUGUGUUUGUGAGUCAGAAACCUAUGUUACUUAUUAGGUUGCUAAUGAAUGGGGAGUGUUUCAUUCAUUAGCUCAGGAUCUGACCUGCUUGUUGUGCCCACGUGGUUAGGGAGUCUUCUUGGCAGCAGGGUUAAGGAGUUAAGGAGUGGGUUAAGGAGUGAAGACGCAUACCAGAGAGGUUACAGCAGGCUAAGGGCAGAGCUGCCUCCAGAACACGAUUCAACCCAAAAAGCGUUGUAAUGGAGAUGGGCACUGGUUCAUAGCGUGGAUGGGGUCAAUUCAGUCAAAUCAAAAAGUGAAUGGGAGUUCAGCCUAAAUUAAUGACUGGAACAAAGGUACUGGGUGGAUUUGGAGGAACAUUGGAGAGAUAGAUUUCAUAAGAGGUUGAGAUGAGUUGAAGAGUACAGAGUGGCACGCUCGAUUUGUAUGGGAAUGAGUGAAAUAUGUGGGUUAGGUAACUUAGGUCCAGAGUUUGCUCUCAGGUUAGUGUGUCGGUUAGGAUUUUUAGCAAUGUUGUACGAGAAAUGAUUUACAAAUCACUGUAACCCGAUUAGUUCACAUUAGUCAACGUAGUGAAAGGAGAUGUGUAGACCGUAGAUAACAUCAGGGUCCUAUAGAAUAGUGUUUCUCAACCUUGGUCCUGGGGACCCAAAGGGGUGCACAUUGAAAAGAGAGCGAAAGAAGAAAGAAACAAUGUUAUGCCUGGUCUGCUUACCUUUCUGCAAGGUUUGGAGGACACCUCGAAGGAGGCCUUGAAAGCUCUGCGCUGCUGUGUGGUCAAGAUGGUGCGUUGUCAGGUGCGAAAGGCCAAAACUAAAAAUGUACACCCCCUUUGGGUCCCAAGGACCAGGAUUGAGAAACACCACUAUAGAGUAGACUAACAGGGUCAUUCAGAUAACCUUAUAAAGGAAACAGGGUUGUGUAAAGUGUAACGCUUUCAUGUAGCUCUGGUUCAGGGUUUUAUGUGGGGUUUGCGUAGGAAUGCUCAGCAUCAGCAAGCCGUUCGUAACACCCUGGACCAGAGCUAGCGUCCGUGUAAUUAUUUCUUUGAUACUGUGAAGUAGUCACUAAAAGGUGCAGGAGUUGUCCUGGGCUGGAAAAACACUAAGCCCUAAGGAAAAUGUAGAAGUUGAAUACUAAUUGGUGUGUAAAAUAUAAGUAAAAAGUAUGAUUAGGCCCUGGAGUUUUUCCAGUUCAGGUCACAGGGUCAGGAAAACUACUGGCCCUAGCUACGAUAAACAAGUAUGUGUUCCAAUGUAAAAUAAUUGUGUUAAUAUUAUUGUUGUUACAAUGAAUACUACAGUACUACUAUAGGUAUAAUCACUGUAAUUUAUCUUUGAUCGAAAACACCUUACAAUAGACGUUGUUCAAUAUUUUGUACUCUUAUGGUUAAGUAUUUAUGUUGUAGCAUGAGCUGUGUGUGCCACACUUUCAAAAUGUAAAUAAUUACUACUAUGAACAUAGCACUGAUGACAGUAUUUUCCUAUAGCUUAUACCCACACUGGGACCAUUUUGUGGAGUCCACUUCCUAUAUGAUUUCUCAUAAUUGACUGAUGAUAUAUAUUUUUUACAGUAUAGUAUUUACGUGGAUAUAAUUUAUUGUGUGAUACAUUUCUCUGGAAGGUAUGAGAAAUUCCUUAAUCUUAGAUUUUGUCUGAAAGAUAUUGUUCAAGUUUUUGUUCUGUGACCUCUUCCAGUGUGUGCUUUUUUGAGUGUAAUGUCGCAUUUCUUCAAUAUAACCUGUCAAUUCAGA
This is a messenger RNA of Salmo salar (Atlantic salmon), 3738 nucleotides long. It is a transcript of the gene lmx1al, whose product is annotated as LIM homeobox transcription factor 1, alpha-like. NCBI's taxonomy places the organism in Eukaryota, Metazoa, Chordata, Actinopteri, Salmoniformes, Salmonidae. Gene Ontology annotation, biological process: neuron differentiation; regulation of transcription by RNA polymerase II. Gene Ontology annotation, molecular function: DNA-binding transcription factor activity, RNA polymerase II-specific; RNA polymerase II transcription regulatory region sequence-specific DNA binding. Gene Ontology annotation, cellular component: nucleus. The record is from RefSeq and is a predicted model, not a curated record.